Fukomys damarensis (Damara mole-rat) is the source of this 5378-nucleotide messenger RNA. RefSeq lists its product as uncharacterized. Bases 158 to 4786 code for a protein of 1542 amino acids. The record is from RefSeq and is a predicted model, not a curated record. Gene Ontology annotation, biological process: regulation of transcription by RNA polymerase II. The transcript has 11 exons. Lineage: Eukaryota; Metazoa; Chordata; Mammalia; Rodentia; Bathyergidae. Gene Ontology annotation, molecular function: DNA-binding transcription factor activity, RNA polymerase II-specific; RNA polymerase II cis-regulatory region sequence-specific DNA binding.
GCCGGGCGCACUUCCGGUCUUUGUGGCUGGCCCCUCGGGUCUGCAGCUUGGGCCCUGGCGGCUUCUAGGCUUCGCGGAACGAAGAAAUUACUCAAAGAAACUCUGAAGCACAGAACCCAGUUGUACUGAGCUUUUUUGCUAAGCUGUUUCAGCCAGAAUGGCUGAAGAUUCCAGUAUAAUUUCAACUCUGAUACCUCACGAUCAUCCAGAACAAGGAUUACUACUAGUGAAAAUAGAAGAUAGCUUUUCCUGGGGUCCAAAAUUUAAACAGAAUGGGGAUACCCAGUCCUGCCAAGAACUGUUUCGACAGCAGUUCAGAAAGUUUUGCUACCAUGAGACACCUGGGCCCCGGGAGGCCCUAUGCCGACUCCAGGAGCUGUGCUAUCAGUGGUUAAUGCCAGAGUUGCACACAAAGGAGCAGAUCCUAGAACUCCUGGUGCUGGAACAGUUCCUGAGCAUCCUGCCUGAGGAGCUGCAGAUCUGGGUUCAGCAGCAGAGUCCAAGAAGUGGUGAGGAAGCUGUGAACCUGUUGGAGGAUUUGGAGAGAGAGUUUGAUGAUCCAGGGCAGCAGGUCCCACCUAAUCCUCAGGGAUUUGCAGUGCCAUGGAAGGAUUUGACUUUUCUCAGAACCUCCCAAGAGUCAACAAACAUCCAAUUCCAGCCUUUGAAGACACAGUUGAAAUCUUGGAAACCUUGCCUUUCCCCUAGAAGUGAUUGUGAGAAAAGUCAGACAGCAGCAAAGGAGAACAUUUCAGGAGAAAAACCAGAGGAGCUUUCUCAGGAAUCUUCAUUCGGAGGAAUUGGUGAGCAUGAAAGCAACUUAGAGUGGCAGCAAAGAAGUGCUACCGGGGAGAAUUUAAGAAGAUCCCCUCCCCAUGGGAACAGUUUUAGGCAAGUGAUCGUCACACACAAAUCUUUAGGAAAGAGAGACCAUCUUGGUGACACUCAAAGAUGCCUGAUUUUAAGUACAAACUCUGCAACAAGUCAGAAAGUUGCUACAGAAGACAGACCUUAUAGAUGUGAUACAUGCGGCCACAGCUUCAAGCAGCAUUCUUCUCUUACACAACACCAGAGAAUCCAUACUGGAGAAAAGCCCUAUAAAUGUAACCAGUGUGGGAAAGCCUUCAGUUUAAGGUCGUAUCUUAUUAUUCAUCAAAGAAUCCACAGCGGUGAAAAAGCAUAUGAAUGUAGUGAAUGUGGAAAGGCAUUCAAUCAGAGCUCAGCCCUCAUUAGACAUCGGAAAAUUCAUACUGGUGAAAAAUCUUGCAAAUGUAAUGAGUGUGGCAAAGCAUUCAGUCAAAGUUCGUAUCUCAUUAUACAUCAAAGGAUUCACACUGGUGAGAAACCUUAUGAAUGUAAUGAGUGUGGAAAAACCUUCAGCCAGAGCUCAAAGCUUAUUAGACAUCAACGAAUUCAUACAGGAGAGCGACCCUAUGAAUGUAAUGAAUGUGGGAAGGCUUUCAGACAGAGCUCAGAGCUGAUUACCCAUCAGAGAAUACAUAGUGGAGAAAAGCCCUAUGAAUGUAAUGAAUGUGGAAAGGCCUUCAGUCUAAGCUCGAACCUCAUCAGACAUCAGAGAAUUCACAGUGGAGAGGAACCUUACCAGUGUGAUGAAUGUGGCAAAACCUUCAAAAGGAGGUCAGCCCUUGUUCAGCAUCAGAGAAUCCAUUCUGGGGAUGAAGCUUAUAUAUGUAAUGAAUGUGGAAAGGCUUUCAGGCACAAAUCAGUCCUUGUUCGCCAUCAGAGAGUCCACACUGUGAAGUCGUUGUCCAGACCUCCCAAAGCUUCAAAUACCUGUCCUGAAGCAGUUUUUCCAGGAAGCCUUCCUGGGGAUAUCAGAGCUGCUGAUGCUACACGUUCAAUAAUUUCUUGCUUUACUGCCAACACUUUGUCACCCACCAUCUUGUCAUCUAAAACUUUCUUUCUCCAGCUGCUCCAGGAGAGUCACAGCUUCCUCUCCAUUCUCUGGCCGGUGCCUGUGCACCCAGGCCUGCAGCUCCUCCGGCAGGAUGGCCAGGAACUGCUCCAACACCAGCAGCUCCAGGAUCUGCUCCUUGGUGUGCACCUCUGGCCUCAGCCACCCAUAGCAAAGCUCUUGGAGUUGUCUCAGAGCCUUCCGGGGUCCAGCAGAAUCAGAGUAACUAAACUGCCUGAACCUCUGGCGGAAGACCUCCUGACUCUGGAGGUUUCCCUGAAGGACAAAGUCCUGACCCCAAACAUAAUUCUCUUCUUCAACCUUCACAACUGCGGGGCCGGGGACGCUACAGGAGUCGAUGGAGCGAAGGGCCGGUGGGGGAGCGCUGAAAGGAAGGUCGGGCGGACCAGCGGCCGACAGGUACCCUGGUGCCAGGCCAGGCGCACCGCUGGUACAGCCACAGGCUUCACCCGUGGUGGAAGCGGGCGAGGGCGGCCGAAUCGGAAGGUUUAUGAAGGAUCUGGAACAGCGAUGCCCCAACCGCCCACUCACCCUUCCCUGGGAUACGAGCCCAGACCCUACAGAACUAGCAGGGAGGCCUUCCGCUGCGCGCACCGGAAGUGGGGUGGACGCGCCCCUCUAGGAAAACCGGAAGACUGCAGCUCUGUGGCCGGCGCGAGGGGUCCUGCAAAGAGGAGGAAGCUUUCCCGAAAGAUAAUGGAGUCCGGCAUUCACCUCAAGAACCGGCAGACAAGGCAUCAAGGAAUGUGUCGCUGGCCAAGCGAGUCCCUAGCUAGGGCUCUGCUGGAUGUGGUAACUGCCCUGUGGGUGUUCACAGGUGUCCAGUUUCGACCUAUGGAGAACCAGUUCAAUUAUGAAUCUCAAGAACAUCACUUUCUGUCAGGGAUUAAACCCAGGUCUGCACAUGAUGGAGAACCAGUGUCAGAAGAAGAAAUUACAGCAAAAAUUGAAUCAUUGACUGAAGAAUUUGGUAACUCCAGUGAGGAUGUUCUCCAGGAUUCUGAAGGCAGAGAAUUCUAUAAAUUUGGAGAUAAAUCAAACGAAAAGGAUCAGAACUUCUCUAAAAAAAGACAACAUAACUGCAGUGAAUGUGACCAAAGCUUUGCUUGUAGUACAGGCCUUAUUCAGCACCAAAGAACCCACCAGGAGAAACCCUAUGAAUGUGAUAAAUGUGGAAAGGCCUUUAGAAUGAGCUCAGCCCUGGUUCUGCAUCAGAGAAUUCAUACUGGGGAGAAACCCUAUCCUUGUAAUUGGUGUGUUAAAAGUUUCAGUCGGAGCUCAGACCUCAUUAAGCAUCAAAGAGUCCACACUGGUGAAAAACCUUACAAGUGCGAUGAAUGUGGGAAAGCCUUCAGUCAGAGCUCAGAUCUUAUUAUACACCAGAGGAUCCAUACAGGAGAAAAACCCUAUCAAUGCAGUCACUGUAGUAAAAGUUUUAGCCAGCGCUCAGACCUGGUUAAGCAUCAGAGAAUCCACACUGGAGAGAAGCCUUAUACAUGUAACCAGUGUAACAAGCAUUUUAGUCAGAGUUCUGAUGUUAUAAAACAUCAAAGAAUUCACACUGGGGAGAAGCCAUAUAAGUGUGAUGUGUGUGGGAAAGCCUUUAGUCAGAGCUCGGAUCUUAUUCUACAUCAGAGAAUCCACACUGGAGAGAAGCCCUAUCCAUGUAAUCAGUGUAGCAAAAGUUUUAGUCAGAAUUCAGACCUUAUUAAACAUCGAAGGAUUCAUACAGGAGAGAAGCCUUAUAAAUGUAAUGAAUGUGGAAAGGCUUUUAAUCAGAGCUCUGUUCUUAUUCUGCACCAGAGAAUUCACACUGGAGAGAAACCUUACCCAUGUAACCAAUGUAGCAAAACCUUUAGUAGGCUUUCAGAUCUUAUUAAUCACCAACGAAUUCACACUGGAGAGAAGCCUUACCCUUGCAAUCAGUGCAAUAAAAUGUUUAGUCGAAGGUCUGAUCUUGUGAAACAUCAUAGGAUUCAUACAGGUGAAAAACCCUAUGAGUGUGAGGAAUGUGGGAAAACCUUUAGUCAGAGCUCCAACCUUAUCCUACAUCAACGAAUCCACACUGGAGAAAAACCUUACCCAUGUACUGAUUGUGCUAAAAGUUUUAGUCGGCGUUCAGAUCUCGUAAAGCAUCAAAGGACACACACUGGAGAGAAACCAUAUGUGUGUGAUCUGUGCAAUAAAAGUUUCAGUCAAAGCUCAGACCUCACUAAACAUCAGAGAGUGCACUCUGGUGAAAAGCCUUAUCAUUGUGAUAGUUGUGAAAAAGCCUUCAGUCAGAGCUCUGACCUUAUUCUGCAUCAGAGAAUUCACACCGGGGAAAAACCAUACCCAUGCACACAGUGCAACAGAAGUUUCAGCCAGAACUCAGACCUUACCAAACACCAGAGAAUCCACACUGGGGAAAAGCCGUAUAAAUGUAAUGAGUGUGGGAAGGCUUUUAGUCAGUGCUCAGCUCUUAUCUUGCAUCAGAGAAUCCACACUGGGGAGAAACCCUAUUCAUGUGAUCAGUGUGGCAAAAACUUUAGUCGGCGCUCUGAUCUCACUAAUCAUCAAAGAAUCCAUACUGGUGAAAAGCCAUAUAAAUGUGAUGUAUGUGGGAAAACCUUCAGCACGGACACAGGUUUUACUGUACACCAGAGAAUCCACACAAGGGAGAAGUCCUACCAGUGUGUUCAGUGCAGCAAAAGUUUCAGCCAACUCUCUGAUAUUAUUCAUCAUGAGAAACUCCAUUCUAGGGAAGACAGUUUAAAUAGGAUUAAUGUGGAAAAAGCUUUAGCAUAUACACCAACUUUAAUCAGUACCAGAGAUACCAUGUCAGAACAACCAUCCUAUGAAUGCUAUUGAUGGACAUAAACAGUUUUAAUCAAUGUUCCUUUAUGCUACAUUAUUUUAAAAAGCUACUAGAAAGUUUAAUUCUUAUAGUGAAAACUUAGCUCAGAUCUCAGACAUUACUAAAAUUAAAAUUUCUAAGGAGGAGUUCUGGGAGUUGUGUGAAGACCAAUGUGAACAAAAUUUUUACAGAAUGUCAGUAAUCGACAAUAAAGAAAUUCCUAUGUGUUACAAUUUAAGGAAAGCUCUAGUCUUUUAUUCAUAUGUAAUUCACAAGAGUCAUACCUUUGCAAGAAAUGUUUAAUAGCACAGAAUUUAUGUAUUUUAAAAAUCAGUGUGGAGAGGUGUGCAAUCAAAACUUGGAAAUGAAUUAGUUUUAGAAUCUCAAACCUUUAGUGAAUCCACAUUUUCUAUCUGUAUAUUAGAAGUUAUUUUAGAGAAUAUUGGGAAAACAAACCAUCUCCAUGUUUUAAUCAGUAUUUACACUGAACAUGUAUCCCCUGACAACUAGAGUCCUGUCUUAGAAUGUUGCUAGAUAUCUGUCUAUAAAUUUCUUAUGUGUAAACGUGCUAUGCCAUUCUGGUAUUAAACUUACUAGGUAACUCCA